Messenger RNA from Tupaia belangeri chinensis (Chinese tree shrew), 2675 nucleotides. RefSeq lists its product as uncharacterized. Lineage: Eukaryota; Metazoa; Chordata; Mammalia; Scandentia; Tupaiidae. The transcript is spliced from 18 exons. The coding region runs from base 71 to 2644 and encodes 857 amino acids. The record is from RefSeq and is a predicted model, not a curated record.
UAAUAUUCUGAAAACUAGCGCAGCUGGUGAGACAGAAGACUUCCAGUUUCUCAUUAGGUCUCCUAGUAGAAUGGACAUGACUAAAGCUACACCUUUGGAACCUGGGCCCAUCUAUUUCUUUGAUCAGCUGAAACCCGAAAGGAAAACAUGGAGAAGGAGGAUGUGUACGAACCUGUUUUCCCACCUGGAGUACUAUUCAAGAGCCAAGUAUAGUCAUAGAAAGAAAAGAAAAUCAAAAGGACUAAAGAAAAUAACACUAACUACAACAGCUACAUCAGAAAAAGAGGGGGCCCGCUCGCUCAGCAUCUCAAAAUCUCCUGAUGUGUUCAAACUUUCUCCAAACAUUAAAUUCUCCAAAGUACAUUCAAGGAUAAACUUAUUUGAAAAAUGCAAACUCAUUGCUCCUGAAAUACUAUAUGAACUUGAGGAGACACUUCAGAAAUAUGCUCAAUGUAACAUUCCUUUCCCUGUGGGGCUUGUAAAUUUCCUGAAUUACAGCUGGCAAGAUCUUACCGAAGGUGCUUACAAUUACGUAUCCAAAGACCCAUUGUUGGAGGAAGGCAAAGCCUUGAAAAGAAAAUCCAAUUCCAUGGCCCUUGCUAACUUAAAGGAGCGCAAAAUCAGCAACCAUCUAAGAAGAGAGUACCAUGCAGAAAAUCAUCUGGUUAAACCAAAAAAAGAUCACCAUGUUCCAUCACGCAGAUCCAUGGAAAAAUUAUCUCUUGUCAGCCAAAACCAGUAUUCUCAGAUGUCCCAGGAGAGUGAUUCACCUGUUGUCAUCCACUUCUCUCUGACCUCCAAGAUCUGUUUAGAAAAUGGUUGGAUCUUUCCACAGCCUUUCUCAAAACUGGAAAUUCCGAAUUGGAAGACAGUCCUCGGUAUUGCUGUGAAGAGACUACAAAUAGCCAGACUUCAAAUAAAAACAGAAGAAGCUAAACUGAAAAAAGGGGGACUCAACCAACAACUUAUUCUGAGCUACUAUAAUGAGCCUGAAAGCAAGGAGGAGAGCCAGGAUCUUGGCAGGUCCCAGAGUUUCUGGAAGGAGCUGCUGGAAGGGAAGUCUCUGGUGCAGAUGCCAGCUGUCAGGAAGGCUGACCCCAUGAUGAAAAAGUUCCACUAUGCCCUGGUAGAUGGCUCCUCUCUGACCUACUAUCCUUCUGGCCGCCUGGCUGUCUGCCAAAGCUACUCUGACCUUCCUUGGGGUGGUGUGUACACCAACAUAUUCAGUGACUUGCCGAAUCAAGUAAUCCUUGGGACCUUUACGCCUUUUGGAUGCGGUAGCAUUUCUUUACCUAAUAGCCGAAUAGUAGUGAUGAUGUUUAAUCAAGAUGGAGGCUUGGUGAUCAGCAAAAAUGGAAUACUCACGAGGGAAUGGAUGUGGCCUUCAAAGGGAAAGCUCAACGAUCCAGUGGAAAUUUGGGUGAAUAAGUUCAUCACUGUGAAGAUUUCUGGGCGUUUUGCCAUCAGCUUGGACUACAAAUGCCCUCCCCAAAGCCUGAAGCUGUCUCUAGCACCUGUCAAAAGCAAGCCUUUUCCUCAAUGUUUACAUGAAGUGUUUUUUCCUGAUAACAAGCCCAUCUCUGGAGAAGCCAAGGAGUUACUCAAGGACUACAAGUUGAAGUGCAAGCAACUGAAAUUCACAGCAUGGAAUAAAGACGCUUCAAGGGUAGGAGACCCAGAGUUUGCUGACACAUUUGAUUUAGCAACAGACAUAAGCCCUCUGCAUGACAUCACAACAGACAUCCAGUUAAGAAGACUUCAGAAGAAGGCCAAGCAUAUCAUCCUUUGCUGGCUGGAUCACUACAGAUUUGCAGUCGGAGUAGAAUCGCUACACAUUCACAAACUACCCAAAUUUCUGCAAAAAGUGGUCAGGAGGAAAAAUGUCUUGUCUGCAAAAUUUCCUCUAGAACAAAAAGCAAAGGAAAAAGACGGGAUUAAAGAGUAUCUUCGAUAUCGAAAUACCUUCCUAGAACUGAGGGGCUUCUUUAAGCCUUCACCUCUCCAUCACAUUCAGAGGAUCCCAGCCUGCAGACAGUCCUUCCGGUUUCAUCUUCCCAUCAAAAUCAAGGACUCAGGGUUUGCCUCCCAGUUGGUUUGUCCAGUGGUGCUAAGGAAAAUCCUGUGUGGGAAGGAAGGGGAGACAUUCCAAUGUAGCUGUCACAACAUCCCGGAAGUGACAGACCUAGAGUACGAUCUUCUUAUAAGCAAGCAGCUGUCCUCGGUGGACCAGAUCAUCAUAGUUUACGUGUACUCAGCGAAGGAAAAGGACAAGACUGUAAGGAAAGUGGCCAGAAUGUACAGGAAACUGAAUAGAUCUAGAAACAUGCCUUGCAUUCAGAGUCGUUUGGAUACCUUUCGUCUGCUCAAAUACAACAUUGUCUCGGCGUCUAAAUUUACAGGCAGUAAUUGUCCGCUUCUGGUUCAAAGACACAAUGUCAUCCCAGGAAUUUUUUUGAUGUACAUUCGGGGGAAAUUACUAUUUGCCAACUUUAUUUUCAAUGGUUAUAGUACAUCGAUUAAUGACCUUCAAAAGCAAAUUGUGAAGACGAGGAAAGAUUACCAGAUGGGAUAUUUCCUGCCCAGUGACUUCAGAAUCCGAGCUCAAUCUACUUCAUGUCUUGGAAAUGAAGAUACACUUACCUAAAAUAAAAAUAAAAGCCUAAAAAAUCCCCCGC